AUGCUUUUAACAAACACAUCUUCUUUGAACGAAAUUCAGGAAAUUAUUGCUUACAGUUAAUCAAAUCUAUAAAUAAUGUUAAAUAUGGAAUAAUUUUUGAAAUAUUUGAGAGAGAAUGAUCCAUUUGCAAUUGACUUUCUCUUUAAGAAUGUUCAGCAAAUGUUUGAUAUUUUGUUUGUUGAUUUUGAUAAAGUUUAAAUGGAUUAAUUUGCUCUUUAUAGCGAUUUAAUUACUAAAAUAUUUGAGAUAAUAGAUUCAAACAUAGAGCCAAUAAUGAAAUAAAUAGAAGUGAUAUUUAGAUAUAAUAUUAGAAUUAUUGGGAAGUUAUCUUUGAUUUGAGAUGGAGAAAAGUAACACCAGAUAUUUAAUGGGGAUUAGCUCAUCGAUUACUUUAAUUGAUAAAGGAAAGAGACAAAAAAUUUGUGAUUGAUCAAUUUUAACGACCUAACUUCCUUGUUUCUUUUUUACCUUCUCUUCAAAUUGAUAGUGUUGCAUAAAUUAUUAUAAUCUUUUAUGAGUUUGGAUUUCAUCAAUAGCAAUUAGAUUUUUUAAAAGCAGGCUUUGCAAUUUUUUAAGAUUUUGAACCUUGUAAAGCAAUAAAUUUUACAUAUAUUGUUCAUGAAAUAAUGGUUAGAAUAUUAAAUGAUGCAUAAAUUGAGUAUAUAAUAAAAGGAGAAGUUUAGAGAAAGAUGCUUUCUAUUAUUAUUAGAGAUGAUAUUAAUUCUAUGUAAAAUAUAAAUAUAUUUAUAGCACUUAAAAAAAUGCUGCUCAUGUUUUAUCAUUGAUUUCUUAUCAUUAUUCAAAGAAUAUGUAAAAUAUCUAAUUGUAUGAGCCAGAGACUUUAGAAAUUACUUAAAAAUUUAGAAGUACAGAAUUUUUUGAAUAUUUUGAUGUAAAAAUAUUAGCUUAAAUAUUAAAUUAAUCACUAUUGUAUUAAACUAAAGUUGGUUUUUUGACCAUUAAGCUUAUUGAAGUACUAAUAGAUUAUAAUUAUUUUAGAUCAUUGAUAAUUUAAUCAGAAUUACAGAUAUAUAAUUAUGGGAAAAGAUUGAUAAAGCAAAUAUCAUGGAAUUGAUAUUGAGUUUAAUGCAUAAAUUUUAUAAAUCAGAUAUUUUUAUAUCUUCAGUGAAAAAAAUGAUUACUUUCAUUUAUGAUAGAGCAUUAAAUGAUUAUCAUCCAUAUUGGGCUUCAAAAUUAAUAUUUAAGAAUAAAAUUCACGAAAAACAUCAUAGAUAAAUAGACUAUUAAAUUUAUUAAUUUGAAUAAAAGUUAUCCCUUAAAUUAAUUAAAGAUGGAGAUUUCUUAUUAUACUUUGAUGAUUUGAUAUAAAUAGAAGAAGAAUUAAUGAUUUCUCAUAAUUGGAGAACAUCAAAAGUGUAAUAAAUGAAAUAAGAAGAAAGACAUAAGAAUAAAUUAGGAGAAGAUCCUAGUAGUCCUUAAAUUGAAAACAAUAUUAUUGUAUCUGCUCUGGAUGUUGAUGAUUUCAAAUAUUAAGAAUAGGAUAGAGUUAAUGAAUCAACAAAUAAUAUUUUUAUUAAUUGUUAGGCUAACUCAAAUCCAAAAUAAAAUUAUUAAGAAAUAACUAAAAAUAUAUUCGAAACUAUUCCAAUUAUAAGAGCAGAUGUAGAUUCAGAAACAAAUUCAGAAUCAUCUCAUAAUGAAAAUGAAAUAUAAAAUGAUAAAAAUGUUAUUUGGGAAAAAAAUAUUUAAGCAGGGCAAUAUCAUUUUGAAGAUGUUUUGGAUCAUAUAGAUUAUAAAUCAAAUUAAUCAAAUAAAUUAUCUUAUUCUGAUUAAUUAGAUAAAAUAAUUAAAAAUAGAAAACUAUCAAUUAAUUCUUUGAAUUAAGACAAAUAAUAAAAUAAAGUUAUGACUAAUUCACUUAACAAUGAAUAUGAUACUUCUUUUCUUAAACAUUAAAGAAGAAAUUCUCUUUAACCAGUACCUGAUAUUAAUAAAUUCAAUGAAAAUUUUGAAGAAUUUCAUAUUGAUUUCUUAAAUGAUAGAAAAAUACUCAAAACAGAUAAUAAUUGCAUAUUAUAAGUUGAUGAAAUUGAUCUUGAAAAAGAAUCUCCUUAAAAAUUUAUGCAGAUUGUCUUUUAAAAAUAAAAUAAGGAGAUUUUAUUUAGAACAAAAAUAGUAGAGUAAAUAAAUUAAAAUACAGGAAAAAAGAUUGAAAAAGUUGAAGAUAUAAAAUUUAGAUAAAUAUAAUAAAAGGAUCUUCAUUUUUUAGAUUUUCUAAACAAUUAAGAAUGA
This is a messenger RNA of Paramecium pentaurelia, 2253 nucleotides long. The record is from the annotation of a GenBank genome assembly. NCBI's taxonomy places the organism in Eukaryota, Ciliophora, Oligohymenophorea, Peniculida, Parameciidae.